AUGCCCACUGUUCACCUUUUGGAUUAUGUUGCGGGCAACAUCCGUUCCCUCGUCAAUGCGAUCAACCAGGUCGGAUACGAAGUGGAAUGGGUGAAAACCCCCGAGGAUGUCAAGAAUGCGGAUAAACUCAUCCUACCUGGUGUCGGCCACUUCGGCCACUGCCUCUCACAGCUCGAGAAAGGCGGUUUUCUGGGUCCAAUUCGGGAACACAUAGCAGCCGGUAAGCCCUUCAUGGGAAUCUGUGUCGGUCUACAGGCUCUCUUCCAGGGCUCUGAGGAAGAUCCCGACGUACCUGGCCUGGGUAUAGUCCCUAUGCGCUUCCAAAAGUUUGAUGACUCGUCCAAGAGUGUGCCGCACAUUGGCUGGAACUCUGCGCUGAGCACCGCGCAUGAUUCAAAUGAGCGGACUUUUUACGGAUUGAAACCAACGAGCAAAUAUUAUUAUGUCCACUCCUACGCGGCCCUAUACACGCCGGGUGUCCUCGAAGAGGAUGGCUGGUCCGUGGCUACAGCCACUUACGGCGAUCAGGAAUUUGUUGGUGCCAUCAGCCGAGGAAACGUGUUUGGUGCACAGUUUCACCCAGAGAAAAGUGGAGUGGCUGGUCUCAGAACACUUCGCGCCUUCUUAAACGGCGACCAAUUCCAUUCUCUCGCGAAGGAAGAGGUUGCUGGCCAAGCAAAUGGACUGACUCGUCGAGUCAUCGCCUGCCUUGAUGUGCGCGCAAACGAUGCUGGUGAUCUGGUUGUCACCAAGGGAGAUCAGUAUGAUGUGCGUGAAAAGAGCGGGGAUGAUGCGGGUGGCCAGGUCCGAAACCUAGGAAAGCCCGUCGACAUGGCCAAGAAGUACUACGAGCAAGGAGCUGAUGAGGUAACUUUCUUGAACAUAACUUCCUUCCGAAACUGCCCGUUAGUGGACACUCCUAUGCUGGAAAUCUUACGACGCACAUCGGAAACAGUGUUUGUGCCCUUGACUAUUGGAGGCGGCAUCAGGGAUACAGUAGACACUGAUGGCACCCGGGUCCCCGCUCUUGACGUUGCGACCAUGUACUUCAAGUCUGGUGCGGACAAAGUCAGCAUUGGUUCAGAUGCUGUCUUUGCUGCGGAGGACUAUUACAAUGCUGGUCGAAAAUUGAGUGGCCAAACUGCGAUUGAAACAAUUUCGCAGGCGUACGGAAACCAGGCAGUAGUGGUGAGCGUCGAUCCCAAGCGCGUCUUUGUGAAUAGACCGGAGGACACUCACCACCACACCAUCAAAACUGCUCAUCCCAACAGCACUGGGCAGAAUUACUGCUGGUAUCAGUGCACUGUCAAAGGUGGCCGAGAAACUAGAGAUAUGGAUGUACGGCAACUGGUGCAGGCUGUUGAGGCUAUGGGUGCUGGAGAAAUAUUGUUGAACUGCAUCGACAAGGAUGGUAGCAACAGUGGCUUUGAUCUAGAACUGAUUAAUGAUGUCAAGGCUGCUAUAAAGAUCCCUGUGAUUGCUUCUAGUGGUGCUGGUGUUCCUGAUCACUUUGCUGAGGUUUUCAGCAAGACCAACACUGAUGCUGCACUUGGAGCUGGCAUGUUCCAUCGUGGAGAGUAUACUGUGAGCCAAGUGAAAGAUUACCUUCAGACAGAGGGAUUCUUGGUGCGGCAAUUUGAGACCUCAAUUUAA
Molecule: messenger RNA, 1653 nt
Organism: Penicillium taxi
Lineage: Eukaryota; Fungi; Ascomycota; Eurotiomycetes; Eurotiales; Aspergillaceae
Product: imidazoleglycerol-phosphate synthase
Exons: 3
Coding region: 1-1653 (550 amino acids)
Biological process (GO): L-histidine biosynthetic process
Molecular function (GO): oxo-acid-lyase activity; imidazoleglycerol-phosphate synthase activity
Source: RefSeq, a predicted model, not a curated record